AUGACACCAGGUCGGAAUACUGUAUACUUUAUUGACCCAGUUACCAGACCGGUUCAUGAUGCCUGGGUAAAACAGCUCAGCGACAUCGACCGAAUGCAACGACAAUUUCUGCAAGCGCUUCAAGAUCCAACUCGAUUCGUGACAAGUACUGCAGGCUCAGAAGAUGACUCUCCAUUGGAAACAGCCAGACAUCUUGAUGAGUGUUAUGGUAUGUAG
This is a messenger RNA of Protopolystoma xenopodis, 216 nucleotides long. Lineage: Eukaryota; Metazoa; Platyhelminthes; Monogenea; Polystomatidea; Polystomatidae. The record is from the annotation of a GenBank genome assembly.